Phytophthora infestans T30-4 is the source of this 2052-nucleotide messenger RNA. RefSeq lists its product as uncharacterized. The transcript has 3 exons. The record is from RefSeq and is a predicted model, not a curated record. The coding region runs from base 1 to 2052 and encodes 683 amino acids. NCBI's taxonomy places the organism in Eukaryota, Oomycota, Peronosporomycetes, Peronosporales, Peronosporaceae.
AUGGCGGCGCCAAUUCCCGCCGGCUCGCAGCGCAAGUUCGGCCCCAAAUGGGAGCUCAAGUACGCCGUGGCCGUGACGGAGCGCGAUCAGCUGACACAGAUACCUACGAAGGCUGUGUGCCUCAUGUGUCAGGCCUUCGAGCGUGAGGAGGCUGUGGGUUCCAAGCGCAAGAAGACAAGCCGCGUCCGCAGCUUUUCGGCACCCUGGCGCCCUGACAAUAUGAAGCGCCAUAUGGAGCAGCAGCAUCCAUUGCGCUGGGAAGAGUACCAGAAACUUACUGAUGGCGAGAAACGCGUCUAUUUUUCUGCUCGCGAGGUAAUGGCGAUGUCUGGAGGAGAUGAUGCGGUGCCAUCUCUGGUGGUGCCUCCCAUGGUCAGUGAACCUACGCCUAGUGCCGAAGCGUAUGCUCUAGCUGCUCAGUAUAGAGCUUUCCUGGUCGACAAAGAUAUCGUGGAAGAGCUCAUUGCUGGCGUCCUGUUUCAGACGACCAACGACGAAUAUCGCAAUGCGUGGAACGUGCCGCUGACGUUCACGCUGCUUGAGGAAGCCAGUGCGGCGCUGAACAAUGCAGACAUUGACGUGAACGAAUCACGCUAUGUUGCGCGAGUGGAAUCUCUGCUAAAGUUUAACAUGUGCUUGAACCAAGUUGUCCCGCUUCUCCAGAAGACGGCCGAGGAAACCGGAAUGGAUGCGAGUUUGAGUGGAUCUUCGUUCACAGAGCAGCAGCUGGCGUGUUUGUGCCGCGUGGCGUGUGCUGUCAACUUCCAGACUCUUAAAGAUACGCUUCGUCGCGUGUGGGCGUUUACUAUCGCGCUUGAACAGGGAAAUGACGCCGCGUCGCCGUAUUUGGACGUUCGGGUACGAUUUGAGCGCGACGCUCAGUUGCUUGAUUUCCAUUUGGUUUCCAUACCCAUUCGAGAGGAUUCGCCACAAAUCAUCCGGCAUCAAAGUGAACUUGUCGUCAAGUGUUUAGACAUUGUGGCGCCUGCAUGGAAAGCGCAACUAAUUGGGGUCACAACCUCCGACUCGUUCGCAAAAAUGCCUUCGUGCUCUCGAGUUAUAGUGAACCGUCUGGCGCAGAGUUGCGUGGCUUCCUUUUAUUGUGAGUGGGGUCUCCUAUCGCAACUUGAGCUGGCAAUCCAGGAGUCUUUCAACGGGUUGUGCAACCAGAGGUUCAUGGCUGGAUUAACGUCACUAGUUGGACAUUUCCGUCGUCAGCGAGCACUGAUCCGUGAAAUGAAUGGAGAAAUGUGCCCUAAAUUCGAAGACGGGCAGUGGCGAUCCGUUGCAAGUGUACUCAAAUGGUUUACUGUGCACCGCGCACGUCUGUUCAAUUGCGUGCAGGAUACGCAACCUCCCAAGGCUGCUGGGAAGGAGUGGUGGGUCACUGUCAUUGCUGUCAAUGGCAUUAUGGAGCGUGUGAACGUUGCACUCACGAUGUUGCGUGGACCUUCCGCUGCAUUGGGAUCAGCUCGGCGGGAAUACGUUGCUAAGCUUGUGACGGAUCUCGCCGUGGUGACCGGUACUCUUGGACCUUUGGCGGUGUCACAGCAGAGUAAUGGCCAUAAUAUUGAGUUUGGGGAUUUCUCAAUGAGUCGAGAAGCCGCGAUUUCGUUCUUGAAGGAGCAAGGCAGUUUUGUGAUGAACGCAGUUAACGAGUUAGAGGUGAACUUCCCAGCUUGUUGCCAAGCUGCGGUGGAAUCUACAGCAAAUUUCGCGGUGUCUGUCAUAGCUAGAACACAUCAGAUCAUGCUGGAAUGCGACGAGAACAGCAACAGCACAGCGAGUUUAAACACUGCAAUGCCUCCGUUCCUCCCACAAGCGUUGUGUAAGACGCGAAACCAGUUAUUUGCGACUCAUUUGCAAGCACAACGAGUGCGUUUAUUGCAACAUUAUUCGGCUGACCAGAUCGAGCAGAUUGAAGACCAGCAUCGAAUGCUACGCACAUCGUAUCAGCUUGAUGAACACAAGCAGUACUACAAGCCCGACAGUAUCGUGCUCUGUCUCGCUUACGAGGGUGCAGAGGGCUUUGAGUACUACAAUCAAGAGUGA